Gallus gallus (chicken) is the source of this 1617-nucleotide messenger RNA. Its product is annotated as endogenous retrovirus group K member 18 Pol protein-like. Gene Ontology annotation, molecular function: RNA-directed DNA polymerase activity; RNA stem-loop binding. The transcript has a single exon. Gene Ontology annotation, biological process: RNA-templated DNA biosynthetic process. The record is from RefSeq and is a predicted model, not a curated record. Bases 33 to 1130 code for a protein of 365 amino acids. Lineage: Eukaryota; Metazoa; Chordata; Aves; Galliformes; Phasianidae.
UUUUGCAUGAUUUGCGAACGGUUAACACUCAAAUGCAACCUAUGGGAGCCCUACAGCCUGGACUCCCGAAUCCAGCCAUGAUCCCAGAAAAUUGGCACCUCCUCAUAGUGGAUUUGAAGGACUUUUUUUUCACAAUAAAGAUUCACCGAAAAGAUACACCACGUUUUGCUAUCACAGUGCCCACCACAAAUAAAGGGGGUCCCGCAGCGAGUUAUGAGUGGACGGUUCUCCCUCAGGGCAUGAAGAACAGCCCUACCCUUUGUCAACUGUUUGUAGACGCCGCCCUUGAGCCCAUGCGCAAGGCCUGGUCCCACGCGGUGAUUUACCACUACAUGGAUGAUAUCCUGAUUGCUCAGUCACGACCUUUUACAGUGGACCAGGAAUUGUAUCUGGAACGAACUCUCCAGAGCAAAGGACUAGUGAUAGCUCCGGAGAAGGUGCAGCAUGAGCCCCUGCGGAAAUAUCUCCGAUGGGUGAUCACACAAUCGUAUGUUCGCCCGCAAAAACUUACGCUGCACACAGAUAUUUGGACACAUAAUGACGCCCAAAAAUUGUUGGGGGAUCUGCAGUGGCUACGGCCCGUUGUUGGCCUCUCGAAUGACAAACUCAACUCACUGCGCCCUCUUCUUAAGUGUACCAAUCCUGCCGCUCGUGUUUCAGUAUCUCCUGAACAACGACAGAUUAUUGAGUGCCUCGUGCAAACUGUUGUGGAACGGUCUGUUGACCGACGUGACCCGUUGCUCCCCAUCGACAUCACCCUGCUCCUUGGGCGAACGCGGCUGCUGUCUGCGCUGACGCAUCGCAAAAAGAAAAAGGGGGAGCAGAUGGACAUUAGGGUAUUGGAAUGGCUAUGCACAACCCUACAGCCAAGGACCACAAUACAGCAGAUGAUCGACAAUUUGGCAGAACUGGUGUGUAAGGGGCGCAAACGAGUACUCAACAUUGCAGGGGAAGAACCUGGAACGAUAUAUCUACCCAUAAAACGCAAGGAUUUGGACUGGUACAUACAGAACUCGACUGAGUUGGCAUCUAGCCUCCUCAGCUCGGGGGCUAAUUUGGAAGUACGCCCUCUUGCAUCGCCAUUUCUUAAGUGGAUGACUCAACGGUGGUGGUUAGUGAUACCAAAAUAAAGUAGGGCUCUGCUGCAAAAUGCAAUUACAGUUUUCACAGAUGCAGGACGAAAGUCACGAAAAGAGGUGGCGACAUGGUGCGAGGAUCAGCAAUGGCGCCUGUCAUGUUUUAUGAUUUUUGGUUAUCAGUAUUCCACAUCACAACAUCAUGCAGUGUACUGGGAGUUAAACAGCAAAUGCUUUAGUUCCGGGUACCUGUCUGGAAGAGAAGAAGAACUACAUUCCCCAAGAGCCUUUUUGAGUACUGUUAUUCCUGCUCAAGGGAACAGAUAUAAGGGCACAGGUCAUCUGACUUGUUUCUCUUCUCGUCUCGCCAUGUUCCCUGUCGGAUCGGCUCACUACUGCUGCUCCUGACUGCAUGCAAGGCUUCAGUAUUAGAGUAAGGCCUUUGGCUCUCGGACAAUCUUUUUCUUAAUUAUUGUUGAUUUAUAUUGUAUUAUAGUGUGUUAUCUUACAUUCCGAUACUAUAUUUAGUAAAUUAGUUUGU